GCCGUUGCCGUAGCGGAGCGCUCUGGCUCUGUGUGCGUGUGUCUGUCUGAGGUUCGGCCGCGGACGGUUUGUUGAGCCCGUUAGUGCCCUCGGCCGAGACUCACGCCGCCGCCAUGUCCCGCUACCUGCGCCCCCCGAACACGUCUCUGUUCGUCAGGAACGUGGCGGACGACACCAGGUCUGAAGAUUUACGGCGCGAGUUUGGUCGCUAUGGUCCUAUAGUUGAUGUGUAUGUUCCGCUUGAUUUCUACACUCGCCGUCCAAGAGGAUUUGCUUAUGUUCAAUUUGAGGAUGUUCGUGAUGCUGAAGAUGCUUUACAUAAUCUGGACAGAAAAUGGAUUUGCGGACGUCAGAUUGAAAUACAGUUUGCACAGGGAGAUCGGAAGACACCAAAUCAGAUGAAAGCCAAGGAAGGGAGGAAUGUGUACAGUUCUUCACGCUAUGAUGAUUAUGACAGAUACAGGCGUUCUAGAAGCCGAAGUUAUGAAAGGAGGAGAUCAAGAAGUCGGUCUUUUGAUUACAACUAUAGAAGAUCUUAUAGUCCUAGAAACAGUAGACCGACUGGAAGACCUCGCCGUAGCAGAAGCCAUUCCGACAAUGAUAGAUUCAAACACCGAAAUCGAUCUUUUUCAAGAUCUAAAUCCAAUUCAAGAUCACGGUCCAAGUCCCAGCCCAAGAAAGAAAUGAAGGCUAAAUCACGUUCUAGGUCUGCAUCUCACACCAAAACUAGAGGCACCUCUAAAACAGAUUCCAAAACACAUUAUAAGUCUGGCUCAAGAGAUGAAAAGGAAUCAAGGAAAAAAGAACCACCUAGAUCCAAAUCUCAGUCAAGAUCACAGUCUAGGUCUAGGUCAAAAUCUAGAUCAAGGUCUUGGACUAGUCCUAAGUCCAGUGGCCACUGAUAGCAUAAACCAUGAUAAUUUUUAGGCAUGUAUCAUUCAUUUACUCAUAGUUUGGUUUACUUAAAUUAUCAGGAAUACAAUGUUGCAAUGAUGCUUAAAAAACACUUGUUAGUUUUCCCUGUAGCAGGCAAUGGUUAUAAUUAAAAUGAUAUGCUGUUGAGAAGCCACUCUUAAGAGUCCAGUUUGUUUAAUGUUAUGGGCAGCUACCAAUUUGUGGUGUCUCUGUAUAUUUUUGUAAAGAUUCUCAUUUUUUAUGCUUGAAGUAUUUGGUGAAAAGAUGUUGGUUGACCUUAAUUUGCAACAUUGUCUCAUUAAAAAUGAACUUUCAUAUCCAUAUUUGGUAGAAGUGUUAACCUAGAGCUGUAGCUUGCUAAUAAGAUAGAAUGAUACAAAAGCUAAGUAGCCACAGUACAACACUGACUGCUCACACAGUAGGUUCAGGGUGGACCUUUAUGUUUUGUCGAGAUGUGUAGGCCCUUGUUAAUAGUUUAUUUAUGACACAGUUUGGACUAGUUCUUUUGCUAACCCCACUAUUUGGGGGAAUGCCCCCAUCUGGGUUAAGUAGCAUUUUCAGGGCUAUGAGUUUUUGGCUGAAACAUGGAGCCUUCACUGCUUUUUUUCUGGUCUUUAUAAAGAUGUAGAACAUACAUACAUCAGAAGAACCCACCUUAGAAUUUGAGCAGGUCAAUAAUGGCAGAAAUAAUUUGAAGGGGAAAAGAAUAUUAUGUACUUAACACUGAAGUUUAAGAAGCAUUGUUGACUAGCUUUCUUACUGCUGUUAGAAGCAAGUAAGUUGUUUCAAAGUAAGUUUUGUUUGUGUGUGUGUGCAUAGUGUAAAACUGAAUUUUGAUGCUUAUAGCACUUGGCAUGUGCAUUUGUAUCAAAACAUGCCUACCUCUUUAUGAGGGAGGCUUAACUCUUCACACCUCAGUUUUAUUUAAUGUGAGGCAAGUUGAAAGACAACACUCCCCAUUCUAGGUGAUUCUGUGGUGCCAUGAAAUUUCAAAUAAUUUGAGAAAAGGAUUAGUUUUAAGCAAGAGUCAUCUCUCAGUUUUUAAUUAUCAAUGUAGCUGACUAAAAAUGAGCAAGUAAUGCCCUUAACCAUUUAUAAUUUCUAGUAUUUCUCUGAAAGAUCGUUUUGAGGCAAUAAAGUGACUUGACAUGUCCAAUCUCAUUUCAGAAAAAAAAGCUAGCAUCUUUUUAAAAUCUCAGAUUGCUUGCUUGCAGAUCUAAGUAAUAUUGUGGGAAAACGAUUCCUUUUAGAGGAAUAUUUUUUCCAAUUUUGGUUUUAGAAAUCUAGGCUUUGCCUGUGAAGAACAAUGGGAUGGUUUUUAGAUACUGUUUGUGGAAUGUGAAGGAUUGAUUCUAGAACCUUUGUACAUUUGAUAGUAUUUCUAACUUUCAUUUCUUUACUGUUUGCAGUUAAUGUUCAUGUUCUGCUAUGCAAUCAUUUAUAUGCACGUUUCUUUAAUUUUUUUAGAUUUUCCUGGAUGUAUAGUUUAAACAACAAAAAGUCUAUUUAAAACUGUAGCAGUAGUUUGCAGUUCUAGAAAAGAGGAAAGUUGUGGGGUUAAACUUUGUAUUUUCUUUCUUAUAGAAGCUUCUAAAAAGGUAUUUUUAUAUGUUCUUUUUAACAAAUAUUGUGUACAACCUUUAAAACAUCAAUGUUUGGAUCAAAAUAAGACCCAGCUUAUUUUCUGCUUGCUGUAAAUUAAGCAAACAUGCUAUAAUAAAAACAAAAUGAAGGAAAUAAUGAUUAACUGGAAUUAUUAUAGUACUAAAUAUGAUUCUAAAAUAAUAAUAGUGGAACUAGCCUUUUGUAGCUGUAGGAAUAUUUUUUAAUCAGUGUUGCACUGGGCACAGCUAACUUACCUUGGAGAUGAUAAAACUUGCCAGAAAACUACAUCUUUUACAUAAUACUUAAAAAUUCCAUAUGUAAUGUCAAGUUGUUUCAUGGUUUUUCAUUAACCCUCUUGGGUUAAGUAACUUACAAGUUAUUUGGUAGUGUUAGAUAACACAUUAAGAUGAAAUUGAGCCAGCUAGCUAUAAAUUUAUACUUUGUUAUUAGAUGAAUCAAUAAUUAAUUCUCUGCCCCUUCCUAAACUAGCUGCAUUAAACCUGAAUGUUUAUGGCAUGAUUUAAAUUUCUUUUCAUUGAUGUUGGUGAGCAGUUAGUAUUAAGUAACUUAGGGGAAGGAGCAUAGGUGUUUUAACGUUUGAAUUCUAGCUACUUUGUAAUGACAGUUACAACUUAUAAAUUUUUCAAGUAUUUAUGAUGUGCCAGACACUCCUUCUUGAGAGGCUUUAUUUGACUAAUUUUCUCUUCAGAAGACCCUGUGAGAAAGAUACUUUUAUUUUCCCUGUAUGGUAAAUAAGGAAACUGAAACACGAAGAAAAAAGUAAAAGGCAGAGCCAGGAGGAUUUAAGCCCAGGCCUGGUUAUUAUGUUUUUUUCUUUCAGUGGAUUAUUCAGAGUAGAUUGAGGACAUAGCCCAUUGAAAUUGUUCUUGGUCUCUGUAUAGAAGUAGAAGGCCUGAUGCUUUUGCUUUUAUUUUUUAAUUGCAUUGGAUUAUUUUUAAAUUCAGUGUAUUUUCUUUAGAACCUUGAUGUUGUUCCUAAAGUGAUGUACCUGACAGCUUCAAAAGGACUAUUGUAGUUGAGCCAUGAUAUUUCAUAGUCUACUCAUACUUGAUAAGGAUCUUUAUGGUGUUUUAAGCUAAUUUGGGGUUGCAUAGUUGAGUCCAAUAUUAUUGAGUUACCUACUGGGUGUCUGGCACUGGGCUCAAUAUUAGAGUAGUCUUAUCACCAUUCAAGUGAGGGCUGACAACUUCACCUCUCUUUACCUAAGAUUUCUCUGCGUGUGUUUUGUUUUUGUUUUUAAGCCAAGUAAGCAAGAAGAAAAAAUGAGAGAUAAUGCUUCAGUGAGAAAGGAAAGGUGCUACAUGUAGAGUAUGAGCUGUUAAGUUACAACCCAGGGAAAAGACCUGGGGGCUGUUGUACUAUUCUCUUGAAAAUUUGGCCCAGUAAGCUGCUACAUCCAGUUCAACUAACAAAAUCCUGUAUACCACAGAGAAGAAUAAAAGAAAACCAAACUGACAAACAUCCUUCUUUUA
Molecule: messenger RNA, 4013 nt
Organism: Lepus europaeus (European hare)
Lineage: Eukaryota; Metazoa; Chordata; Mammalia; Lagomorpha; Leporidae
Gene: SRSF10
Product: serine and arginine rich splicing factor 10
Exons: 6
Coding region: 114-902 (262 amino acids)
Molecular function (GO): RNA binding
Source: RefSeq, a predicted model, not a curated record